Molecule: messenger RNA, 1258 nt
Organism: Pelagomonas calceolata
Lineage: Eukaryota; Pelagophyceae; Pelagomonadales; Pelagomonadaceae
Source: the annotation of a GenBank genome assembly
AUCGCUAUCGCCUCGAGACGGACUUGGGCCGUAUUGGACGAGGUAAGAGCCUAGAGACGAAUCCAACCUUCAAGAGCGACUCAGAGGCACGUGUGUCAGCGCUGACGAGCAGCGCCUGCUUCAACGGGCGUCAGUGAGCGAGCUCCACUGCUUGCAAGGCAAGCUGCACCAGGAGCCGCCGCCGCGGCCCGCGCUGGCAGGAGUGCGGCUGCGAGGCUCGACACGACACACCAGACGCUGUCGCUGCGCAGAAGCGGUGAUAGGAGACGCCAGAGACACGCAGAGACGCGCCGGUCGCCCUCGGAGGCGAAACGCCCCGGCCCCCCCGCAGGCAGAACAAGAUGCCGUUCGUCCCCGAGAGCGUGCUCAAGAAGCGCCGCGCGCAAGCGGCCAUCGCGGCCGACAAGGACGCCGCGUCGAAGAAGGCCGCCGCCGCCGCCAAGGCGAAGAAGGACGUCAUCUUCAAGCGCGCGGAGAAGUACGCCGCCGAGUACAAGCAGCAGGAGAACGACGCCAUCCGACUGCGGCGAGAAGCGAAGAAGGCCAAUAGCAUCUACGUGCCUCCGGAGGCGAAGCUGGCCUUUGUUAUUAGAAUUAGAGGUAUCAUCGGCAUGUCGCCGAAGGUGAAGAAGAUCCUCCAGUUACUGAGACUGAGGCAGCUCCACUCCGGCGUCUUCGUCAAGCUGAACGGCUCGACGAUCAAGAUGUUGAGACUCGUCGAGCCCUACAUCGCGUAUGGUACGCCCAACUUAAAAACGGUCAGAGAACUCGUCUACAAGCGCGGCUACGGCAAGGUCAACAAGCAGCGCGUGCCCAUCGACAACAACGCCGUGGUGGAGCAAGUAUUAGGCAAGUACGACAUCGUCUGCGUCGAGGACGUGAUCCACGAGCUGUACACGACGGGGCCCCACUUCAAGGAGGUCGCGAACUUCCUCUGGCCCUGCAAGCUGUCCAGCCCGACGGGCGGCUUCAAGAUGAAGCUCCUCCACUACAACGAGGGCGGCGACGCGGGCGACCGCGGGGAGAAGAUCCACGAGCUCGUGAAGAAGAUGAUCUAGGGUGGGGUAUGGCGGUCUACUUAUCUCGUGUCAACUUGGAGUUGGGGGGUCGUCAAAAAACCCGACUGGCAGACGUGUCUCAUCAACUUUGGUCCCAUAAGUUGGCUAUAACUCGCCAUUCGUGCACCGCUGUUGCACAUCCGUGGCGCAUUGAUCAACUCUUUCAACAGCACAGCUCUUGCAACAGCAACCACGCAACA